Trichogramma pretiosum is the source of this 2305-nucleotide messenger RNA. RefSeq names its product Golgi resident protein GCP60. Lineage: Eukaryota; Metazoa; Arthropoda; Insecta; Hymenoptera; Trichogrammatidae. The coding region runs from base 236 to 1633 and encodes 465 amino acids. Gene Ontology annotation, cellular component: Golgi membrane. The record is from RefSeq and is a predicted model, not a curated record. The transcript is spliced from 5 exons. Gene Ontology annotation, molecular function: fatty-acyl-CoA binding.
UAGUAUUUGCUGCCUAUCACCUCAUGCAGUAGCUCGUAUGUGGUGACUUACACUGCCACACAGCAGACAGUAUACAUGACAGCUCGAUGCCUCUUCUCGCGAUCCGCUUGAUACAGUACAAAUAUAUAUUGUGCAUACGUUGACGUUCGAUACGCGUGUCCAAUAUUUUCGUGCAGCAAAACAGCGACGGUCAUACCAUACGGAUAUACUUUUUGUGCUCUUCGUCUUCGUCCGCAUGGCAGCCUCUAACGACGAAGUUACUGAAAAAUUGGCAAGACUCCGGGUUAAGGAAGGUGAAAAAACAUCAAACCUAAUUACUGAAAAUUCAACGAUGGCCACGGAAUUCAAGAAUGACGUUUUCGAGCCACAUUUGUCGGGUUUUGACAAUAAGGAUCUUUACAGGCUCGCUCUCUCGUUUUACAAAGAGAAAGAAGGAAAAGCUGUUCAUUUAUCAUAUGAAGAUAAGUUGAAAUUGGUGGCCUUUACUCAACAAGUGUCUCAUGGUAAAUUUUCUGCAGAAAAAUUGCCAGAUUUAGGAGUUUUGGAUGUAAUAGGUAGAGACAGACGAAUAGCAUGGCAAAAUUUAGGAGAUAUGACUAAAGAGCAGGCUAUGGAGGGAUUUGUUAUAUUCUUAGAUAAAGUUUGCCCUUCAUUCAAGACUUAUGUUGAAGCACAAAAGCGCGAUAUACAAGAAAAAGCUAGACUUAAAAAGGAGCAAGAACUCCAAAAAUUAGAAGAAGAGAAAAGACUACAGGAAUGGAAUGAGCAAAAAAUGAAGGAAGAAGAAGAACGAUUGAAACAAGAAAACCAGAGAAGGCAGGUACAAGAUGCUUUGAAUCAGCAAACUUUUAGCCAAUUUAAGGCAUACGCUGAACAGCAAUAUCCUGGAAACCCAGAACAACAAGGCAUACUUGUUAGACAAUUACAAGAGCAACAUUACCAUCAAUACAUGCAGCAGUUGUUUAGAAAUCAAGAACUCAUUUUAGAAGAAAAUGAGAAAGGUAUGAAAGAAAAUCAACAUUUGAAAGCUUUAAUUGGAGAAUCUGCAGAAGAUCUGUUGCUUACAAAUAGUGAGGCUACUCAAGAAGAAUCAGAGGAACAAGAAGACUGGCCUAAAAUACUCCCUCCAGAUAUGUGGACAAAUGCUAACAUAGAUGAAUUUAAAAAUACAAUUAGAAGAGAGGCAGGAGAUGCAGUAAUAAAAAUUGGUCAUGGUGAAACUGUUACUGUUCGAGUGCCUACGCAUGAUGAUGGGAAUUGUCUAUUUUGGGAAUUUGCAACUGAUGGCUAUGAUAUUGGAUUUGGUGUGUAUUUUGAAUGGUCAAAACCAGAAACUACACAAGUUUCAGUUCAUAUAAGUGAAUCUGAGGAUGAUGAUGAUGAAGAUGAUUAUGAAAGUAGAGAAGAUUUGGAGACCGGUGAUGCUAGUGAAACUCCAAUGUCUGACUACAAACCCAGCAGCAUACCUAUUAGUGUCAUAAUACCGGUAUACAGGAGAGAUUCACAAGAAGAGGUGUAUGCAGGUAGUCAUAAAUAUCCUGGACAGGGAGUUUAUUUACUUAAAUUUGACAAUUCUUACUCGCUUUGGAGGAGCAAAACUUUAUACUACAGAGUAUAUUAUACAAGACCCUAAAAUAAUAUAUUUAUUAUACACCUGUUGACCAGAAGACCACUGCUACAAGUAAUUUAUAUAAUGCUAGUCCAAUGAAAAAAUAAGAGCACAUUCUUCUUCACAAAUAAGAAUUAAAAAUUUCUAUAUUUGCUACGUAAGUAGACAUAUGAAAAGUAACACUUUUUCAACAACAAAAAAUAAAUCUAUUUAUCAAUUUUUUACUUCUUGAAGAAUGCAUCUUGUAUCAACGUUUCAUGUAAAUAAUUAAUAAUUUUAAUUCAUAUAUAAUAUGAUUUGGGGUAUGAACUGUAUGGUACCAUGUGUGUUAGUAGUGCAACAUAGUAUUUAUUGUUGUGUCCAAGUAUAGAUGAAACAAAGUUUCAAUUUUGUUCAUGUUAAAAUGUAAUAGGUUAAUAAUCAAGUUGUUUAAAAAUAUUAAAUUUAUUUAUACACACAAGUUUUCAAAAUCAAAAUAUAUUUCAAAUGUAUAUGAUUUGAAAAUUAUUUAAUUAGCAAUAAAAAUUAUAGAUUUCUAAAAUUCAAGUGAAAUGGAUUUUACACCAUUUUUUAUCUAUUUAAGCACAAAUUAUUAAUUUUAUUCCAUUCAACUGAAACUUUUAUAAAUUUCAACCAAUUUUCUUUCUAUCACAAGCAAAAUCAUUAAUUGUAAACUUUAAAUUUAAAAAUGUCAUA